Molecule: messenger RNA, 4400 nt
Organism: Mustela erminea (ermine)
Lineage: Eukaryota; Metazoa; Chordata; Mammalia; Carnivora; Mustelidae
Gene: ITGA6
Product: integrin subunit alpha 6
Exons: 25
Coding region: 250-3525 (1091 amino acids)
Biological process (GO): leukocyte migration; cell-cell adhesion; cell-matrix adhesion
Cellular component (GO): external side of plasma membrane; integrin complex
Molecular function (GO): integrin binding
Source: RefSeq, a predicted model, not a curated record
UGCGAGUCUCCAGAGAACAACGGGCUCAUUCAGCGGUCAGGAGCUGCCCGCGAGGGGGAGCGGCCGGGCGGCUAGCGCGACUCGUCCCGGGGGUGGGGCCGGCGCGGUGGCCAGAGGAGACGAAGGUGGCUGCGGCGGCGGCGGCGGCAGCAGCAGCAGCAGCAGCCCCGCAGCCCGGCAGCCUCGAACCCGGCCCCGAGCGCAGGGCUGCAGCCUCGGCUCCCGCUCCACCUCCCGGUGCGCCCGUCCAUGGAGGCCACGGGGCAGCUGUGGCUGCUCUACCUGUCGGCGGGGCUCCUGUCCCGGCUCGGCGCCGCCUUCAACUUGGACACCCGCGAGGACAAUGUGAUCCGGAAAACGGGGGACCCCGGGAGCCUCUUCGGCUUCUCGCUGGCCAUGCACCGGCAGCUGGAGCCGGAGGACAGGCGGCUGCUCCUGGUGGGGGCCCCUCGGGCUGCGGCCCUUCCACUGCAGAGGGCCAACAGAACAGGAGGCUUGUACAGCUGUGACAUCACCUCCCCGGGACCUUGUACACGGAUCGAAUUCGAUAAUGAUGCCGACCCUUCAUCAGAAAGCAAGGAAGAUCAGUGGAUGGGGGUCACCGUGCAGAGCCAAGGUCCAGGGGGCAAAGUUGUGACAUGUGCUCACCGAUAUGAAAAAAGGCAACAUGUCAAUACAAAGCAGGAAUCCCGAGAUAUCUUUGGAAGAUGUUACGUCCUGAGUCAGAAUCUGAGGAUUGAGGAUGACAUGGAUGGAGGAGACUGGAGUUUCUGCGAUGGCCGAUUGCGAGGCCAUGAAAAAUUUGGUUCUUGCCAGCAAGGAGUAGCUGCUACUUUUACUAAAGACUUUCAUUACAUUGUGUUUGGAGCCCCGGGCACUUACAACUGGAAAGGCAUCGUUCGCGUAGAGCAAAAGAAUAACACUUUUUUUGACAUGAACAUCUUUGAAGAUGGGCCUUAUGAAGUUGGUGGAGAGACUGACCAUGAUGAAAGUCUAGUUCCUGUUCCCGCGAACAGUUACUUAGGCUUUUCUUUAGACUCAGGAAAAGGUAUUGUUUCUAAAGACGAGAUCACUUUCGUGUCUGGUGCUCCAAGAGCCAAUCAUAGUGGAGCUGUGGUUUUGCUAAAAAGGGACAUGAAGUCUGCUCAUCUCCUCCCUGAAUACAUCUUUGACGGGGAAGGUCUGGCUUCUUCAUUCGGUUAUGACGUGGCAGUGGCGGACCUUAACAAAGAUGGGUGGCAAGAUAUAAUUAUUGGAGCCCCACAGUAUUUUGACAGAGAUGGAGAAGUUGGAGGUGCCGUGUAUGUUUACAUUAACCAGCAAGGCAGGUGGAAUAAAGUCAAGCCCAUUCGUCUUAAUGGAACCAAAGAUUCUAUGUUUGGCAUUGCGGUAAAAAAUAUUGGCGACAUUAAUCAAGACGGCUACCCAGAUAUUGCAGUUGGAGCGCCCUACGAUGAUAUGGGAAAGGUAUUUAUCUAUCAUGGAUCCCCGAAUGGAAUAAAUACCAAGCCAACACAGAUUCUUGAGGGUAAAUCCCCUUAUUUUGGAUAUUCAAUUGCUGGAAAUAUGGACCUUGAUAGAAAUUCCUACCCUGAUGUUGCAGUUGGUUCCCUCUCAGACUCGGUGGCUGUGUUCAGGUCCCGGCCUGUGAUUAAUAUUCAGAAAACGGUCACUGUGACACCAAGCACGAUUGAUCUCCGCCAGAAAACAUUCUGUGGGGCACCUAGCGGGAUAUGCCUCAAGGUGAAGGCCUGUUUUGAAUACACUGCCAAACCCACAGGUUACAAUCCUUCGAUAACCAUUUUGGGCACGCUCGAGGCUGAAAAGGAGAGAAGGAAAUCUGGGCUGUCAUCAAGAGUUCACUUUCGAAACCAAGGCUCUGAGGCCAAGUAUACUGAAGAGCUCACUUUGACCAGGCAGAAGCAGAAGGCGUGCAUGGAGGAGACCCUCUGGCUCCAGGAAAAUAUCCGAGAUAAACUGCGUCCCAUUCCCAUAAGCGCUUCGGUAGAGAUCCAAGAGCCAAACACGCGGAGGAGAGUGAAUUCGCUUCCGGAAGUUCUUCCCAUUCUGAAUUCAAACGAACCCAAGACGGUUCACAGAGAUGUGCACUUCUUAAAAGAGGGAUGUGGAGACGACAAUGUAUGUAACAGCAACCUUAAACUAGAAUACAAGUUUUGUACCCGAGAAGGAAAUCAAGACAAAUUUUCUUACUUACCAAUUCAAAAAGGUGUACCAGAACUAGUUCUAAAAGACCAGAAGGACAUUGCUUUGGAAAUAACCGUGACCAACAGCCCUUCCGAUCCGAGGGACCCUGCAAAAGACGGAGACGACGCUCACGAAGCAAAGCUUGUGGCCACUUUCCCCGACACUCUGACUUACUCAGCAUACCGAGAACUGCGGGCUUUCCCUGAGAAGCAGCUGAGUUGUGUUGCCAAUCAAAAUGGCUCACAAGCGGACUGUGAGCUUGGAAAUCCUUUCAAAAGAAAUUCCAGUGUGACUUUCUAUUUGAUUUUAAGCACAACCGAGGUUACCUUUGACACCACGGAUCUGGAUAUUAAUCUGAAGCUGGAAACAACAAGCAAUCAAGAUAAUUUGGCUUCAAUUACAGCUACAGCAAAAGUGGUUAUUGAACUGCUUUUAUCGGUCUCUGGAGUUGCCAAACCUUCCCAGGUGUAUUUUGGAGGUACAGUUGUUGGUGAGCAAGCAAUGAAGUCUGAAGACGAGGUGGGAAGUUUAAUAGAGUAUGAGUUCAGGGUAAUUAACUUGGGGAAACCUCUUAAAAACCUUGGCACGGCAACCUUGAACAUCCAGUGGCCAAAAGAAAUUAGCAACGGCAAAUGGUUGCUUUAUUUGGUGAAAGUAGAAUCCAAAGGAUUGGAAAAGAUCGCUUGUGAGCCACGAAGUGAAAUAAACUUCCUGAACCUAAAGGAGUCUCACAACUCAAGAAGGAAACGGGAAAUUGCUGAAAAACAGAUAGAUGAUAGCCGAAAAUUUUCGUUAUUUGCUGAAAGAAAAUAUCAAACCCUUAACUGCAGCACGAACGUGAACUGCGUGAACAUCAGCUGCCCGCUGCGAGGGCUGGACAGCAAGGCUUCUGUUGUUCUGCGCUCAAGGUUAUGGAACAGCACGUUUCUAGAGGAAUAUUCCAAAAUGAACUACUUGGACAUUCUCGUGCGGGCUUCCAUCGAUGUGGCCGCCGCCGCCGAGAACAUCAAGCUGCCAAACGCAGGCACUCAGAUUCGUGUGACUGUGUUUCCCUCCAAGACCGUCGCUCAGUACUCAGGAGUACCGUGGUGGAUUAUCCUAGUGGCUAUCCUCGCUGGGAUCCUGAUGCUGGCUCUCUUAGUAUUUAUACUAUGGAAGUGCGGAUUCUUUAAACGCUCCAGGUACGACGAUAGCGUUCCCCGAUACCAUGCUGUGAGGAUCCGGAAGGAAGAGCGGGAGAUCAAAGAUGAAAAAUACAUUGAUAACCUUGAAAAAAAACAGUGGAUCACAAGGUGGAAUGAAAAUGAAAGCUACUCCUAAGAGGGCCCAAAAAAAAGCUUCCCAGUACCCAAACUGCUCUUCCCCGCCCAACUCCGACAUCUAAGUGGACUUGCGAGCCUGCUCGAUCCCUGAAUAUUAAUUUCAGACAGACUACGCCCAGUACGAACUUGGACAGUUUUCACUGUGGACGCUGACGUGUAGCCUGGGGCUCUCUGGUCUGGCACAGCCGAAUUUAAGACUGUUGGAAUGGAGUUUUCUUUAACUGCCUUAAUUUAACUUUCCGGGUUGCCUUUGUUUUUGGUGUGGCUGACUUGCCUGGGCCCCAGUAGGGCCUCCCCCGCGGUGCUCCCACCCUGUCCUCCCCCUGGCAUAGCUGAAGACGGCACCAGUCACGGUCACUGUGCUGAUAGGCCGGCCGCGCUGGUUGGCACUGCUUCUGCACACCUCCCUCCCCUAGGACCGGAGAGCCGCAAGGGAGCAGUGGCAGCACCAGACUGUGCCCUCGGGUAGCUGUGUUUCACUUCAGAGUGCUACCUUCAGUGCAAUGUGCAAUAGGUGGCGUUGCCAUCCUGCCAUCUGUCCCCAUUUCCUUGACGUGUGAACACUUCUCCCACCAGGUAACAUACAGCUUUCACCCUUCCUGCUCACACACACAGGUGCAACAGACUUGAAUGCUACCUUAGACUUACUUGUAUAUGCUAUUUAUUUUUUCUUUUUCUUUUUCUUUUUCUUUUUUAUGACCGUUUUGUCAUUGACAGGCCAAAGAUUCUCCACUUUACCCUUGAACAAUCAGAAUUAGAACAUGGGAGGUCAUGGGUUUGAAUUUCGUGCAAAAAAAAAAAAUCCUUUGUAAGUUAUUACAUCUCCCUUCCUGACAGCCCUCACCCCCCCUCUUCCAGACCCAAACUGUUUCA